AUGUAUAUAAUAAUAUAAUCUGAUCAAAUUAUAUUUGGAAAGAAUAAAUAACUUUUAACAAUGGAAACAUUGAAUUCACCAUCAGAUAAAGUUUUAUAUCAAGCUAUUAUGGUUAAAGAACCAGUGAUAUUUCAACGAUUCUUACAAAAUGCAAAAGAUGAUUAUUGUUGGAAAUUAUUUGAAUGGAAUUUAUCGGAACUUGCUGAAAAAUUCGGAGAUAUUAAAUUACCAUUUCGAGUUGGUUAUAAUGCUAAAUCUACGAAUCCACAAUGGGAAGUAAAUUGUCCAACAGUUUUAAUGACACUAUUAGAAUUUAUUCAAAAUAUGAAACUCCAUGAAAAUCAUAAAAAGUGGUAUUAUUUUGAUUAUAAAUAUAUGCAAGAAUGGUUUAAAAAUAAACCAGAAAUAAUAAAUUCAAUAAAUUGGAAAAGAUUUAAUAUUGAUAAAACUGGUGAUGAUUCUACUAUUUGGAUUGGAAGUAAAGGAGCUCAUACAAAUUGUCAUCAGGAUUCUUAUGGUUGUAAUUUAGUAGCUCAAAUACAUGGAAGGAAACAAUGGUUAUUGUUUCCUCCAAAUUCAACUAACUUUCUUCGACCAACAAGAAUUCCUUAUGAAGAAUCUACAAUAUAUAGUAAAUAUAACUUUUUUUGUCCUACUAAGGAAGAUGAGACUAAUAUAUUAAAAAUAAAAGACACAGCAAAACUAGUAACUUUAGAACCAGGAGAUAUAUUAUUUGUGCCUCCUGGUUGGUGGCAUUAUGUUGAAUCAUUGGAUUUUAGUAUUAGUGUCAAUAUGUGGUUACCAGUAUUAACAGAUAAUAUAUCAAGAGUUAAAGAAGCUAUUGUUAAAUUAAUAGUAGCUAAAAUUGGAAAAGAUAUCUAUAAUAUACCUGAAAUUAAUGAAAUAGAUAGUAUAAAUUUGCUCAAUAUUGCUAUUGAAGAAUGUAAACAUAUAGAAAAUGUAGAAUCACCUAAUAAAAAAAUAAAACAUAGUACAUGGACUGCCAAAGAUUUAGCAAUAGAGUAUCCAGUUUAUGUAAAAUUACCUCAUGAGCUUAAAAUAACAGAAUUAGAAGAAUUUUUGAAAAUGAAAAGGGAAAGAUUUUCUGAAGAAUAUUUUGAAAUGUUAAAAGAAGAUUCUUCCAAAACUCAUAUUAAUCUACAGAAUAUUUACUCUUCUGCUCAAUGUUUAUCUGAAAAUAUUAUCAAUGCACUUUGUCAUCCUGAUGUAGUUAAUAAAGUUACUGAAUUAUUUCUAUCCUAAUAUUUAUGUAA
Molecule: messenger RNA, 1274 nt
Organism: Apis florea (little honeybee)
Lineage: Eukaryota; Metazoa; Arthropoda; Insecta; Hymenoptera; Apidae
Gene: HSPBAP1
Product: HSPB1 associated protein 1
Source: RefSeq, a predicted model, not a curated record